ACACAAUACUGACGGCUUCUGAGCAAUACGCUAAAGAAAUAUUUCGUCUUUAUUGAAUUGAGCUCUGAUAGGAGAUGAUUUGGACUCUAACUUUUAAAUACGCUGCUUUAGUGUUGAUUUAAGUUGACAAAGUUAGAGCCUUUGUAAAAGAACCGAACUUUUUCUGGACAUCAUGUCAGAUACUAAAGCCAAGCCAAAUGAGCCAUCCAUGAGCAACCAAUCAGAAAAUCAGCAACAUGUGGGACAAAUACCGGAUAGCCAGUCAUCAGCUGAAGAUGAAGGAAAUGAUCCUGACAAGCAGAAGACAACCGGACAGUCUCAGGUGUACACUGCAACUAAAGAGAGUAUUUUCUCAAAGAAAACAACUCCUCCCAGUAACCAUCCUCUGCGUCUGGACUGGAUUUUUGGGAUGAAUCCAACUCUCCCUGUUUUUUGUCUGCAAGACCAUGACCAGCUACUUGUGCUUUACGCUGGAGCUCACGUUGGGAUCAUAUACAAUCAGACCUCAAACAUCCAACACAUACUUCGGGGUCACUCCCACCCCAUCUCAUCUAUGUGUGUCACUGAAGAUAAGCGCUGGAUUGCAACAGCAGAUCAUGGGACGCAGAGUAUGGUGUUGAUAUGGGACUCCUACUCUGGUAUUCCUGUUAAGACAUUUUUUGAUUGCCACGGUGAUGGAGGUGUCAAGACAAUGACAUUUUCAAGUGAUGGAAAAUAUCUGGCAACCCUCGGAAAUGAAGAGGAUCAAUGUGUGUGCAUUUGGGAUUGGACCAGUGAAGCACAAGAACCCUUCUGUAGCACCCAACUCGAGCCUGGAAUUGGUUUUCAAGAUUACAUCAUUUUUAAACCAAACGACAGCACUCAGCUCCUCAGUGGCAGUAAAAGUCAUGUUUUAUUCUACAGAAGGACAAAGGAAUGUCUCCAGUACUUUGCACUAAAGCUCAAGAAGUUCAAUGAUGAAGCCAAAUGGGCAGCUGUGUGUAGUCAGCAAAGUCCUGAUCCUCCGAAGUCUGUCAGCAUUACUCACAUGUCUCGCAGUCAGUCAGCAUUUCACUGGAUAAAGCCGAAGAUCCUAACAGCUAUCCUGGGCAGCGUUUUGUUGUGGGACAUCCGAGAAGACUUAAUCAAAAACCAGUCCCUGCCAGCUGAAAAAGUGAAGUUCCACCAGAUUCAGGAACACCCAAUCACAAUUCUAACUGUAGCCGAUAGCUGUGUCGUAACUGGGGAUACGCUGGGCAAUAUCUACUUUUAUGACGAAACAUUCAGGGUUCUCACUUCUUACAGUGACUUGACCGUGGAUCCUAUUGUGUCCAUCUCUUUUUCUAAAGAGUGUUCCGAGGGGUAUAUCAAGGACUGCUCCUUGGAGGCCAAACCAUUACUUGUCAGGAACUUUGUAGUGUCCACAAUCAGUGCCAAAGUGGUGCACGUGAAUACACAGAGUGGCACCUCUCAGACCCUCCUGCAUGAGAAUUAUGAACCUCUCUGUGCGUUGGCAUGUCACCCCAGUCAGCCCGCUGUGGCCAUGGGCAACCAGCAAGGCUUUUUAAAAUUAUGGGAUUAUAACAACAAAGCAGUCAUUGUUAGCAGGGCUUUUGACACAGAGCGGGACAUCCAGUGUAUCACUUUUGAUCCUAAAGGAUUUUACAUGGCAGUUGGCUUCGGGAGUGGAGCUGUUCACAUACUAAAUGCUCAGACUUUGCAGAGUCUUCCAGAGGAAUGUUUCCACUACACUAAAGACCGCAUCCAUCUAAUCACCUUCUCCUCAGACUCACAGUACCUUGCCACUGCGGAUGCUGGCAAAGCAGUGACAGUGUUCCACUUGCAGAGUAGUAAAGACUCUUUGCCUCGCUGGAUGUAUCUGGGCAGACAUUGCUCUCACUACAAGCCCAUCUCAGACCUUCUCUUUGGGGUCCAUCUGGACAGCACUCAAGCCAGACUGCUUUCUCUAGGAAAGGAUCGCAGACUAGUGGAGUAUGACCUGGAAAAGAGUGUUGUGAACCAGCUUCAUGUCGUCAGCUCAGAGCGCAUUGAGCAGAGUGCUGUGCCGCUGUGCAUGACUUGGUAUCCUCCUCUUACAACAGAACAAUUCCUUCUUGUUGCAUCAGACCAAUAUAAGAUGAAACUUUUCAACAGCACAACCAAGAUGUGCAGGAAGACUCUCCUUGGGCCAACGUAUGGCUCUCCCGUUAAGCAAAUAGUGGUCCUUCCCAAGUCUAAAGACCCUGCGAUAAGCUCAUAUCAACUGUCAUACAUCACAGAGGAUAAGGUUGGUCUCCAGAUUUUGCCUUUGGAUGGGAACCCCUAUAAGUCCUGUGCUUUGAUAUGCCAUCCGACCGGGGCGUCUACCCUUGCCUGCUCCUACGACGGGCGAUUGGUUUUUACUGCUGGAGGUUCUGACUGUAGUGUCAUCUCAUGGGAAAUUAAUUUAAAUGUGAUGGAAGCAGCAGUUGCCAUGGGUGGAAAGGAUAUCGUGCCCUUUUACUCUCUUAUUGAUGGAGGUAGAGAUGGAAAGUUUUUCAGGGAGAUUGAGGACUUUUUCUACUACUGUUUAAUUCGUCAUCAUGGCACCAACUUGACCAAGAAACGGCAGGUGCCCACCAGAAUUCCUCUAUCCGAGGUUCCCUUUCUAAUGAGAGCCCUUGGCUACUUUCCCACCGCACAAGAGAUAGAAGACAUGCAAAAUGAGGUCAAGUUCAGCAAAUAUGCUGAAACGGGAAACUAUGUGACCGACGUUGAUCUGGAGGAGUUUAUCAGGCUGUAUGUCAACCACCGACCGGCUUUUGGCAUCUCUAGCAGUGAACUUCUCCAAGCAUUUCAAGUCCUCGGUCGCAGCGACAGUGCAGGACAGCUUGUUCUGCCGAGACAGGAGCUGCUGGAACUUCUGCAAGUUCGAGGGGAGCACAUGACAGAGGAAGAGGUAGCAGAAUGUUUCACCUCACUUUUAGGCCUCAAUGAUGAGGAAGGGGAAGGGGAAGAAGAAGCGACAGCACUUUGUGAGGAUUCAGACUCUUCACUGGAGGGUGCAAUCCCUGAGGAAAUGUCGAUGGAGACUUUCACAGGUCAUAUCCUUGGAUUGCCGUCUUUCUUAGAGCCGACUGUCAGGUCUUCAUCUCCAGAGUAA
Messenger RNA from Menidia menidia (Atlantic silverside), 3121 nucleotides. The record is from the annotation of a GenBank genome assembly. Lineage: Eukaryota; Metazoa; Chordata; Actinopteri; Atheriniformes; Atherinopsidae.